AGGCUGAAAGGAAAAGGCUAAUGCUUCAAACAUCGCUGAGCAGACACCAAGCAUCUCCUCCAGACAGUGGACAAGACUGACUGGCUCAGUGCAGAACUAAAUCACCUUUUAGAAACAGUGUGUGCGGGAGCUGGAAGCGGCCGUCGCAGUCAAGGAGCUCCUGUCCUAAUUUGUCUGUGAGGACGAAACGCCAGUCAGCUACACGCCCCAACAAAAGUCUAAGAUGCCCUAGGCGGGGAGAAGGGAAAUGUAAAUGGCUUCCAAAGUAAAAGAUGCUGUGGUGUGGUACCAGAAAAAGAUUGGCGCCUAUGACCAGCAGAUAUGGGAGAAAUCAGUGGAGCAGCGAGAAAUAAAGGGCUUAAGGAACAAGCCAAAGAAGACAGGACAUGUCAAACCAGACCUUAUAGAUGUGGACCUGGUUAGAGGAUCGGCGUUUGCCAAGGCCAAACCAGAGAGUCCAUGGACGUCACUGACCCGGAAAGGCAUCGUCAGGGUCGUCUUCUUCCCGUUCUUUUACCGAUGGUGGAUCCAGGUCACCUCCAGAACCAUUUUCCUCUUACUGCUGGCUCUCUAUCUGCUGCAAGUGGCAGCAGCAGUCCUGUAUGUGACCAUCCCUCAGCCCCAUGGGAUACCCACCACCGAGGUGUUUGGAGCCAUCUGGCUCAUGUUGCUGCUCGGCACCGUCCACUGUCAGAUCGUCUCCACCAGGACCCCGAAGCCUGCAUCCAGCAGCGGGGGGAAGAGACGCAGGAAGUUGAGGAAGGCAUCUCAGAUGGAGGUGCAUAGGGAAGGCGACGGGUCUAGCACUACCGAUAACACACAGGAGGGGGCGCCACACUCCCACUCAGCCAGCACCACAUACAGCCUGGGCGCUCUCUUCCAAGAUUUCUGGCAUGAUAUCUGUAAAGCUGGAUCUAAGAAGUCCAAACUGUCCAUCGACAAGUCGACGGAGACGGACAACGGCUAUGUGUCGCUGGACGGCCGGGUGACCAAUCGCAGCAGCGAGGAGGGGCUUCAGCUCCACGAGCAGCGCUGUGAUUCGCUGAACAGGGCUGACGAGGCGUGCUGGAACUCUCACGCCCAGCCCGCACACGCACACACGCCCCGCAGUACGGGACUGAUGCUGGCGAAUGGCAAUAAGGAGCCAGCAUCAGACGAGGCGUCCAGUGAGGAGGACCCUGAAGCGUCCUACAGCGCCCUCCGCAGGGGAGUUGAAAGAAUGAACAGCGACUGUACGCUCAGAAACCGCAAAAAUUCACAUCAUUACAAGAAGCACUACGCUGUGGAGGAUGUCCCCAAGUCCGGCACCAGCUGCAGCUCCAGAUGUUCCAGUCUGAGGACUCAGGACUCGGAGAGCACUCGACACGAGUCUGAAACAGAGGACUUGAUGUGGGAAGACUUCUUGCACUGUGCCGAGUGCAGGUCAUCCUGCACCUCAGAGACAGAGGGAGAAGGAGGAGGGACGCCUGUCUGUCCUCCCGCUAAAAAGGAAUACAGAGACGACCCUUUCCAUCAGGGUCACGCUCCCUGGCUGCACAGCUCCAACCCCGGUCUGGAGAGAGUGAGCGCCAUCGUGUGGGAGGGAAACGAGUGCAAGAAAGCCGACAUGUCCGUCCUGGAGAUCAGCGGCAUGAUCAUGAACAGAGUGAAUCUCUACACUCCUGGUAUUGGUUACCAGGUCUUUGGCAACCUGGUUGCCGUGACGCUCGGCCUCACACCUUUUGCGUAUAGGCUGGCUCAGUACCGUGACUUGGAUCAGCUGACCACGCUCUCGGCCAAUGAGCUGCUCUCUGUAGCGCUGGGAGGCGGGUCCGGCUCAGACGCCAUGGUCAUCACCAUGGUAACACUUAGCUUCCUGGUGCGAGUUUGCCUUAUAUGGCUCUUCUUCUUCCUGCUCAGCGUAGCAGAGAGGACCUACAAACAGAGGCUACUGUUUGCCAAGCUGUUUGGUCACCUGACUUCAGCCCGCAGAGCCAGGAAGUCUGAAGUGCCCCAUUUUAGACUGAAGAAAGUUCAGAACAUCAAGAUGUGGCUGUCGCUACGCUCCUACCUCAAGAGGCGGGGUCCUCAGCGUUCAGUGGAUGUGAUCGUGUCGUCUGCCUUCCUGCUCACUCUGUCUGUCGUCUUCAUCUGCUGUGCCCAGUUGCUCCACGUCCAUGAAACGUUCCUGGAGUGUCACUAUAACUGGGAGCUGGUGAUCUGGUGCUCCAGCCUGUCUCUGUUCCUGCUCAGGUUCGUCACUCUGGGCUCUGAGACCAGCAAGAAGUACAGCAACACCUCCAUACUGCUCACUGAACAGAUCAACCUGUAUCUGAAGAUGGAGAAGAAGCCAAACAAGAAAGAGGAGCUGACACUGGUCAACAACGUCUUAAAACUGGCUACCAAACUACUCAAGGAGUUGGAUACUCCCUUCAGGUUGUAUGGUUUGACUAUGAACCCUCUGCUCUACAACAUCACCCAGGUGGUCAUCCUGUCUGCUGUGUCGGGAGUCAUAUCUGACCUAUUAGGAUUUAACCUGAAGCUGUGGAAGAUUAAAUCGUGACAGUGAGCAGAGAAAGUCUUCACUCUCACUGCCUGACUCGCUGAAUGCUCGUCUGACUGAUUUAACGGUCGACCGACUCAAAGACUGAACGUGGGUCUCGACAUAUCGGAGUGCUUUCACCUUCAACGUUCCCACUUUGUGCAAUUCAAAAACUAUUUAUUUACCCACUCAGUGUUUUUAUUUGAAUUGUAGUUUGUUUAUUUUUUUGUGUUCUACGACACAAAAAGUGUUAUUUUACCUGUCUACAAAAAGUGUUAGUAUUAUUAUUAUUAUUAUUAUUAUUAUUAUUAUUAAGCAUAAAUUAUGUUUAAAACGUGAUGGUUUAGGUUCUCAGCUGCAUUUGCAACAGUUUUCAUUUCAGCUCGUUCACGUAUUUGAAGGUAAAGUAUUGAGCUGCCGAUGGGACAACAAUCAUUUUAUUGUUCUUUUUGUGUUUUAUUUGCUUAAACUGAAAGUUAUUAUUUAUGUGUUGAGUACAUUUGAAAACAAAAUUUCAAACUCUGUUACGAACUUAAAGUCUGUUUUUAAAAUACACGUUAGUCCAGUGGUUUUCUUUAGACAACGGAAUCGGGUGGGAUUUCUCUAAUGUAAUUUAUUAAAAUUAGACAUUAGGUUACAGUUAAACUUUUUUUUUUAAACUUUAAACCACAGAGUAUAUCCUUAUAAUAAUACAGUUAAAAGGAUAUUUUAGUUCAAACAAUUGUUCACAAAAAGAAAAGAAACUAAAGGUAUAUUUGCUGUAAUUCCUGGUUUGACAAAUAACUUCCAUCCAACCAGUUCCCAGGUUUUAACACUUACAAAACAUGACAUUUUUGUAUCUGUUAACAGAUUUUACCAGUACCGUUCUGCAGGUAAAGUUUAAUUUGCUGACUUACCUGAGAAAAUAGUUCAUGGGUUUUGUUCACACUGGGAAUAAACGACAUCAGCACUGCAAAGAAACAAUCAUCCAGUUCAUGGAAAAAACAAAACAUGGAGAACAGGAGACAGAAACCUCUGAAGUUUAUACUUUUUUUUCUUUUUUUACUGACUUUUAACUUCACAGCCCAUAUCAGUGGGUCUUUGACAGUAUUUCCAGUAAUACGUGCAUGCUGUAGGUAGUCACAUUUCCUCAUACACCACUGAUCCGUUUAAAAUAUCUUCCGUUAGCAGAGUGUGCCGACUUUUAACUUUAGGACGCUGGAAGUGGUACUUCUUUCUAAAUUAGUAAGCAAUCAAACUGAGUCCUGGCUGUCAAACUGGGACUGUGUCUGAAAUCACUCCUAUUUUUCUGAAUAUUAAGUUGGAAAUAUUUGCUCCAUGUAGUGCUCUCAAAACUUCCAAUAAGGGAACAUAAUUCUUUUUUAAAUUACUUUUGUGUGGCUACAGUUGAUGAUGUGUUCGAAAUAUGAGUUUAGAGCUCGCUAUAGAGUCCACUAUUGGGUGUCUCAGGAUUUUUCCAACUUUGGUGUGUUCAUGAGCAACAUAGAUGCUGGAAAAAAGUUUUAUUUUAUUGCUGAAAGCAUUAAAACAAUUAAGCCAUUGCUUUACCUGACUUGUUAUCAGUUUAAUAGAUACCCUUUCUAAAUAAUCUAGGUCACUCUAUGUAACCUAAUACUAUAUUACAAAUUACAUGUGAGCAAAAUAAUGCAAUACAUGAAUCAGCAAAAGUCUCUAAUCAUCAAGCAAAAAUUAACUUUCAGCCGCCAUGUUUCUUCAUAAUAUGGCAUCCACUCUACAAGUCAAAAUUUCAAAAGUUUCAGCAACUUUCCAAGCUGUUCACAUGAAAUUUCCCAGUUGGCAACUAAUUUUUCUGAUUAUUCUGACACCACAUGAAUGCAGCAUAAUCUAUAGAAAACACAGAAUGACUGAACAAGGGAGUGAUUUUGGACACAGUCUAUUGUUUUACUAUAAAAUAAGUAAUGAUGUAGUACAACACAUUACAUGAAUAAAAAUAUAUAUUUUUGUGUUGUGGCUGUGAUGCAGUUUAGUUGAAGACCUUCAAAUGUAAUUAAUCACACUUGGAUUGUUCCAUCAUCCAACCAGUUUAGAGAGUCAGUGGGUUUUAUACAGAAUUUGAUAUCAAACUUUCAGAUGUAAUUGGAUAAUUAAACAGUGAUCAAAAGUUAAAGUCAGUUGGCUUCUACCUGUCACUGGUUUGUAAACAGCAGUUAAAACAGGUCUGAAUGAAGAUAUGCACUUUAAAAGCUGAUUGGAAGAACAGAAGUUACAUCUUGUUUCAAUGUCAAGUUUUUUUUCUGUACCUGAACCUGUUUGUGCAAUUUAUCUCACUCUGAAGUAAAUCCCACAUGGUACAUGAAGUUAUCAAACCCAUAGAAAAUAUCUCAAAUGUGAUUUAAAAUGCUGGCGUUGCCUCAGUUAACGAGUUAGCAUUCCGCUAACUGAAACUAACUUCAUUCAUAAAAACGCAAGCAUAAUCAUCAUCAGCGUGUUCGAGGAGGAAGACCAAAGUGCUUAUUUUACUGUUUGUUUAUGUUUGUCUCAGCUGGAAAAAAAGAAUG
Molecule: messenger RNA, 5040 nt
Organism: Centropristis striata (black sea bass)
Lineage: Eukaryota; Metazoa; Chordata; Actinopteri; Perciformes; Serranidae
Product: protein PHTF2-like
Exons: 21
Coding region: 254-2542 (762 amino acids)
Cellular component (GO): endoplasmic reticulum
Source: RefSeq, a predicted model, not a curated record